This is a messenger RNA of Contarinia nasturtii (swede midge), 2453 nucleotides long. It is a transcript of the gene Herp, whose product is annotated as homocysteine-responsive endoplasmic reticulum-resident ubiquitin-like domain member 2 protein. NCBI's taxonomy places the organism in Eukaryota, Metazoa, Arthropoda, Insecta, Diptera, Cecidomyiidae. The coding region runs from base 488 to 1825 and encodes 445 amino acids. The transcript has 4 exons. Gene Ontology annotation, biological process: endoplasmic reticulum unfolded protein response. Gene Ontology annotation, molecular function: protein binding. The record is from RefSeq and is a predicted model, not a curated record.
UCAACUUUUUCACUGUACGAGAAACCACGAAAAUUUUCAUCGUGCAAAUAUACAUUCGAUAAUAAUUCCGUGUGAUUCGUUUAUAAAUUGUUGAAAAAUAUUUCUUGUCAGACAAUAAAUUCAUUCGAAAGCGAAAAGAACGUCAAAAUCUUGUGAAUUUAUCGGUUUGACAUUAUUUUCUUAAAAGAUUUUUCGUGCUGGCAACAAUAGAACAACGAACGAAAUCAUUUUAUUAGUGCACUUGAUCUUAUUUUCUUUUCGUUGUCAACUUUAAUUGAGCUCAAUUGUUGUAGAAAAUCACAAAAAAAAUAGUCGAAUAAAUAUUUUAGUGAAUCGGAUGUGAAUUUGUUUUGUCGAAGAAAGGAAAAAAAUUGGAAAUUGUCACCAUUUGGACCUGAGAUUGAGACGAUUUGUUAAUUGUUUGAAAUUGCGGACUCUCGACGCUGCUCUGUUGGAUAGUAUAAAGUGCAUUUAAUCGGUGAAAAAAAUGGAUCCAUUGCCUGUAACAUUAAUUGUCAAAGCGCCCAAUCAAGAGUUUCAAGACCAGACAAUAAAAUGCGAACCAACCUGGUCGAUUCGAAAACUCAAAGGCUAUCUAUCUGAAGUAUACCCAUGUAAUCCGACAUUGGACGAACAGAAGCUAAUUUACUCGGGCCAGUUGCUGAACGAUGCGCAUAUUUUAAAAGAUGUUCUACGACAAUAUGAGGGUCAAGAAACGCAUACAGUCCAUUUAGUAUAUACACCAAAAAAUCGAUCGUUGGCAUCAACGACAUCAGCCAAAUCAUCACAAUCGACUCGAAAAGAUGCGACCGAUAGCAAUCAACAAUCGAGACAACAGUCAUCACAACAAAGUCAACAACCAGAGACGACAUUCGGCUCGGACGGUUUAAGACAUCGAAAUGCUGGUGCUGCAAAUGCAAACCAAACACCAACUACAUCACCGCCACCAUUUAUGACCGGUUAUUUGAAUAUGCCACAGCCAUUCAUGCCAGGAAUGUCAUUUGCCCAAUCGAAUGCCAAUCAACCACAGUACACAGCCGAACAGUAUGCCCAGCAGUAUGCAAUAGCACAACAAUUGGCUAUGCAAAAUAUGAUGAAUCAAAUGUAUUUGCAGUACAUGAAUCAAUAUGCAAAUUCGAUGCAACAACAAAGCAAUGCCACAUCAAAUGUUCCAUAUUUCCCGAACUAUUUUCCACAGCCGAAUUUCGGUAUGCCACAACAAUUUGCAGCGGCAACCAAUAUGAGUUCAUCGUCGACUACAAACAGCGAACCGCAAGCUUCUCAACAGCAGCAACAACAACAACAGCAGCAGGAACAACAACCAGAAGCCGUACAGGUUCCAAGAUUUCAAGCGGCCGCUGCUGUUGCUGUUGAUGACGAAGCCGAAAAUCGUGAUUGGCUAGAAAUUUUGUACACAAUCAGUCGAUUACUUGUUUUAAUGUCGCUCGUUUACUUCUACUCGUCGCCCGGAAGAUGUUCAAUUGUGAUAAUUGCUAUUCUUUUAUAUUAUUUUUAUAAAAACUACCUAAGAAAUCUGCGGGAAGGCCAAGCGGAACGUUUGCCGGAAGUGGCUCAGGAGCCAGAAGUAAUUGAGCCAGCACCAGCCGAAAAUGCCGAACCACAAAAUGGGAAUGACGGUGAAACUAACCAAAGAGAAGGAGAAUCGACACCACUGAUCAAUCAGGAAACUGAAACUACGACUACAACACCAUCGACACCCAGUGCUGAACAAGACGAAAAUAAUCGAUUGCCAACAUUAACGCUUCUUCGUACAUUCAUUUCGUCAUUCUUUUCAUCAUUGAUACCCGAAACACCAGCGGUUUAAUGGCCCUUUUGGAUCUAUAAAUAUAUGUAUACACUAUAUUCACUCGACGAAAAACACAUUUUGAAAAACAACAACAACAACAAAAAAGAUUAAAGUUAAAGAUAUUAUUAAUAAUGUUCAAUAGAAAAUCGAAGCGAGAUACAUUGACAUCUCUUCAAUUGAAUUUGACAAAAAAUUAUAAGAUUUUUGCAUCAUAGAGAAAUCGCAUCGCCCGCUUAUCGAUGAAACAACGGCAAAUUUAUGCAAAUUGAUAGGAAAAAACAUGAAUUUAAAUUAAAUCCGUAGCAUAAAAUUGUUUAGUGAAUUUCCACAACACAAUAUGGCGCUUUGAAGCAGACAGUGAACGCGUCAAUGCAUUAAUAAUGAAAAACAAACAGCACUUAAUAUUAACUCCAAAUAAUUAUUAUUUACAGCAAAAUAAAAUACACAUCAUUUAGAUGAGAAUUUUCAAUUUUGUUUGUUCAUGAAUCAAUUUCAAUGAAUCAUGUGGUGCCACAGAAAAAUGAGACAGAUUUGAGGUGUCAACAGACUUUAUUAGUUUAUAUUAUUAUUUGCAAUUAUACUAAAUGCAACCGUUUAGAAACUAAUGAAAUGUUUUGAGAUGAAUAAAUUCAACUAAAUCUACAAA